CAUGUGUGGGCUGUGUCUUGUAGCCGUCACAUCUGAUGUUAUGUUCAGCCACUUUAGAUUCAUAUGAAUUAAACAAACGAGGAGAGAGAGAGAGCGAGCGAGAGAGAGAGAGAGAGAAAGCUUUGGAUUGCUUUUGUUCAGGUGUUGCGGUUCGACAUCAGAGACAUGUAGUGCAUACAGAGUUGAUAUUUAUUGAGGAAAACUUUCCCAUGACAUAUGUAGAGAUGUCUGGUGAUACUAGCAUGUUGUCAUGGAAACCGCCUCCAGCCGCUCCACAGCAGGAAUCGGCCGGCGUUGUUGAGACGGGAACGAUAAGCAGAGGGUCGGUUAAAAUCCUCAAAGUUUGCUUCAUAAGCAACAGUGCCAACCUGGGCAAAAACUUUAAACUGGUCAAAUGUGAAAGCACCUGGAAUAUCAGGAAAAUUAUUCAGUCCAUCCUGGACAGCGGGCGUCUCGGACCCAACAUCAAGUUCCCAGAAUGCUUUGCUCUGCUGCUGAAACAUCUGAAAUCAGACGAGGUUCAUUGGCUGCAUCCGGACCUGACCAUCGCCGAGGUGGAGCAGAAGUACGAACAGCAACAUGUCGAGGCAGAAUGGAGAUAUGACUUAAGGAUUCGUUAUAUUCCUGCUGAUUUCUUGGAAAAGUUAAAAGAAGACAAUACAACAAUGUUGUAUUUCUACCAGCAGGUACGCAGUGAUUACAUGCAGCGCUAUGCUAGUAAAGUAAGUGAUGGGAUGGCGUUGCAGCUGGGCUGUCUGGAGAUCAGGAGGUUUUAUAAAGACAUGAAUGCUAACGGUCUGGAGAAGAAAUCCAACUUUGAGCUUUUGGAGAAAGAGGUCGGACUGGAGUUGUUUUUUCCUCCGCAGUUGUUUGACAAUAUGAAGCCGAAGCAGUUAAGGAAACUGAUCCAGCAGACGUUUCAGCAGUUUGCUCUGCUCAAAGAGCAACAGUGUAUCAUGAAGUUCUUCGAGACCUUGUCCGUCUUUUCCUGUUUCGAUGAAGAAGUUUUUCCCUGUGAGCUGGUGCAAGGCUGGAGUGUGUCUGUGGAUCUGGUCAUUGGUCCUAAAGGUAUUCGGCAACGCACGGACAAAACUUCAGCGCCUGUCUCUCUAGCCAAUUUUUCGCAAAUUCGGAGUAUUAAAUGUUCCCUUCAGAAUGACAAUAAAGCACUGGUACAUGUAGAUAUAGAAGGAGCAAAACAGCCAUUGUCCAUAAGCACAGCGUCUCUGGCCGUCGGUGAGAACAUGGCUGAUUUAAUCGAUGGUUAUUGUCGUCUGGUGAACGGCACGGCGGCGUCUUUAAUAGUGCGACCCAAAGACAGAAAAGAAAGACAUUCUCUACCUCCUUUACCCGGCAGCAAGAAGGAAAAUGCCAGUUUUGCCAAGGAAAGCAAAAAUGCAGAUAUAUAUGUAGAAAUACCAGAAGAUAAACCAGAGACCAACGAUAAAGUCAGCCUGUCACGAGAUGAUGUCGUUCUGGGCCGGAUUCUGGGGGAAGGUUUCUUCGGAGAAGUUCACGAUGGAGUCUACAAGAGCAAAACAGGAGAGAGAAUAAACGUAGCAGUGAAAACAUGCAAGGACUGCACGGCUGAAGUCAAAGAAAAGUUUAUGAGCGAAGCAUUGAUCAUGAAAAAACUGGAUCAUCCACAUAUUGUUAAACUGAUAGGAAUCAUUGAAGAGGAUCCGGUGUGGAUUGUGAUGGAGCUUUAUCAGUAUGGAGAGCUAGGAAAUUACCUAUUGGAAAACCAGCACAAACUUACCAACGUCACUCUGAUCUUGUUCAGUCUGCAGAUCAGUAAAGCUUUGGCUUACCUCGAGGGUGUCAACAUGGUACAUAGAGAUAUAGCAGUGAGAAAUGUGCUGGUCGCCAAACCGGACUGUGUAAAACUGGGAGACUUUGGCUUGUCCAGAUAUAUAGAAGAAGAAGAGUAUUAUAAAGCCUCUGUAUGUCGAUUACCCAUCAAAUGGAUGGCCCCGGAGUCUAUCAACUUCAGACGGUUUACGUCAGCGAGUGACGUCUGGAUGUUUGCUGUGUGUAUGUGGGAGAUGAUGAGUCGCGGCCAGCAGCCGUUCUUCUGGUUGGAGAAUAAGGAUGUGAUCAAUCAGCUGGAGCAGGGCGUCCGCCUGCCCAAACCCGAACACUGUCCACCAACCCUUUAUUCACUCAUGACACGCUGCUGGUCACACGAUCCCCGUGAAAGACCAAGCUUUACCCAACUAGUCUGCAAGCUGAGUGAUGUCUACAAAAUGGAGCAGGAGGUGGAGGUUGACCAGCAGAAGGAUCGAGCCCGUUUCAACACACUCCCAAAAAUGACAUUCGUAGAUGCUCCACCAAAGCCUUCAAGAAUGAAAUCAUCAGGUUUCAACACUCUUGGUCCACAUAACCAGCUCCCCGAAUCUCUUUGUGUCAGCUCACCAAGCCUCGCAGGUUCAUCAGACCCCCGUAGUACCUUCGCAUCCGGCAUGCAGACGCUUCCCAUGUCCUCUCGCCGCGGCAGUAUAGGGGGUCGGUCAGAGUUCUGCAGUAGAGAAGACCCUCAUCGUGUCUGGGACCUGGAGCGUCUGCACAUACAGGACACUUUAAAGAGACAAAAACAGGAGAUGGUGGAGGACAACAAGUGGCUGGAGAAGGAAGAAAAGCUUUUGGAUCCAUUUGCCAAUGACGAUACGAUGGCCAACGUGACAUCUGAAAAUGAGACAAAACAAGCUCAUUUUCAGGGUCCACCUGAUAAACCUCCGCGGGUAUCUGCUCAGCCAGCACCCACAGCUGAAUUGGAGCGUACCGGUGAUAUGGUUUAUCAUAAUGUCAUGGAGAUGGUCAAGAUGGUGGUCCAGCUGAAAAAUGAUGUGAACACAUUACCAACUUCAGAGUAUGUCACUGUGGUAAAGUCGAUAGGACUGACGUUACGCAGUCUAAUCAACAGUGUAGAUGACAUUCUCCCGACCCUUCACGAGUCCAUCAGAAACGAGAUUGAAGGAACUCAGAAGCUGCUGAAUAAAGACCUGGCCGAGCUGAUCAGUAAGAUGCGUCUCGCUCAGCAGAACUCCAUCACAUCUCUGAAGGAUGAAUGUAAGAAACAAAUGCUGGCGGCCGCUCACACGCUCGCCAUGGACUCCAAAAAUCUCCUGGACGCUGUGGAUCAGGCUAGAGUACGAGCGAAUAUAGCCAAACCCGUCACGUCCACUUCUGAUCUCGAGAUGGAGAACUGAGGAUGAAUUAAAGUUUUGAAAUGAAAAACUGUA
Molecule: messenger RNA, 3242 nt
Organism: Misgurnus anguillicaudatus (oriental weatherfish)
Lineage: Eukaryota; Metazoa; Chordata; Actinopteri; Cypriniformes; Cobitidae
Gene: ptk2ba
Product: protein tyrosine kinase 2 beta, a
Biological process (GO): signal complex assembly; protein phosphorylation
Cellular component (GO): focal adhesion; cytoskeleton
Molecular function (GO): protein tyrosine kinase activity; ATP binding
Source: RefSeq, a predicted model, not a curated record